GCCCUUACCCAUUGGUCGCCUCAGACACAGUAGCUCUCUCCCUCUCGCUCUCUCAUAAAUGCGCUCCCACCGCCGACCGUAUCAGAUAAUCACAGGCCACUGAGCGAGGGGACACACCUUCCGCAGACCUUUUUUUUCCUCAGUGCCACAGUUUAACCAGGGAAUGCGUUUUGAUUUCCACGGAGACGGGGUCAUCAGUCCGUGAUUUGAGUCGUGUUUUUGCAGCUCGCGAGCUCCGCAAUUUUGACUCUUUUUUUUUUUUUUUCCUUCCUCCUUUGCGCGUAGGUUACGAGACUGCUCCGCUUCGACGCGAGAAUGACCGGGGUGUUUGAGAACUUGAAUACCGAUAUGCAUUCGAACCAGAUUACCUCAGGCAAUUACCACAGCUUGCACAAAUCGCAGGAGUCCCCGACCCUGCCGGUGUCCACGGCGACGGACAGCAGCUACUAUAACAGCCAGCAGCCGGGUCACUUCGGCCAGCUCGGCACCUACCAGUACCACGGCGGCCCCACGAGCACUGUGGCAUAUAACGCAAAGUCCUACGACCUUGGUUUCAACUCAACAUAUGGUGCAUACAGCGCAUACGGCUCCAACCCCUCUCCUACUCCAGCCGACACAGAGAAAGAAGAGAGCGAGCCAGAAAUCCGGAUGGUUAAUGGAAAACCAAAGAAGGUCAGGAAGCCACGAACCAUUUAUUCCAGCUUCCAACUGGCUGCACUUCAACGAAGGUUUCAAAAGACGCAGUAUUUGGCUCUACCAGAACGGGCCGAGCUGGCAGCUUCGAUGGGCCUUACCCAAACACAGAUCAAAAUCUGGUUCCAAAACCGUCGCUCCAAGUUCAAGAAGUUGUGGAAAAGUGGAGAAAUGCCCCCAGAGCAACACGUUGCCUCCAGCGAGUCCCCCCCGUGCGCGUCUCCGCCAACUACUGCCUGGGACUUUCCACAGACUCAGAGAAUGAACAUUGUCAACUCCAGUUUACCUCAGAGCUGCAGCCCUCCCAACACGACUGCGCCCUCGUCCUUUUUGGCGAACUACUCCUGGUACUCAGGCACGAACUCUUCGGUGCAUCUGCAGCCUCCUCUGGUCCAGCACCACCACAACUCCGCCAUAAGCGCUGGGACGAUAUUCUGAAAAUUACAAUAAUAAUAAAAAAAAGCAUCGGGUUUAAAUCGGACGAUACUGGUGAAAUAAACGAAAAAUGCCAUUACCUUCAUUUUGCAGACCUAGCGUGUGCGCAAUGCGAACUUUACGCAUCAAGGAGAAGUUAAUGGAGCCAGACAGGUUCAUGGACCAUGUAGACACAAAUUUCUACAGUUAUUUUUGUAUUUAUUUAUUUUGUGUUUGUCGAGGGAUGAAUGAACCACUAUUACCCAAAGCAAUCACAGCCUGGGCUUGUGCCCACUUUUACGCGGACGUCACUUUUUUUGCCAUUCCUGCAAAUGAUAAAACACCUACCGCAGGACGAGCCUGUCACAGAUGUAGCACAAGUUAACUGUAUCGUGCCUUUUUCAACAUGACCUCAUUUUGUUGUGAGAUGAUUAAAAAAGACAACUUACCUUUAUCCAUAAUGUCAUCAGUUGGUUUGAAUAUAUUUUGGGGGGUAAGUGUGUGAAUCCACGUUUGUAAAUAUUUUACCACAGCUUUUUUGAUGACGCUUUGACUGUUUUUUUAAGGCUAUUGGUGCAAAUCCAUUAACCACCGUAAGCUACUGAUUGUCCCUCCCUCUGAUUUUCUUGUAUCACCCUUUUAAUUGUAUUUUGGUCUUAUUUAUUUUAGCAGUGUUUCAUAUAUGGACAGACGUUAUUUAAAUAAAAUGUGUUCUGUGCAGAGCCCA
Pleuronectes platessa (European plaice) is the source of this 1834-nucleotide messenger RNA. RefSeq names its product distal-less homeobox 2a (gene dlx2a). Gene Ontology annotation, molecular function: DNA-binding transcription factor activity, RNA polymerase II-specific; RNA polymerase II cis-regulatory region sequence-specific DNA binding. Gene Ontology annotation, biological process: negative regulation of transcription by RNA polymerase II; cell differentiation; embryo development. The coding region runs from base 316 to 1131 and encodes 271 amino acids. NCBI's taxonomy places the organism in Eukaryota, Metazoa, Chordata, Actinopteri, Pleuronectiformes, Pleuronectidae. The record is from RefSeq and is a predicted model, not a curated record. The transcript has 3 exons.